Messenger RNA from Sphaeramia orbicularis (orbiculate cardinalfish), 1734 nucleotides. It is a transcript of the gene igfals, whose product is annotated as insulin-like growth factor binding protein, acid labile subunit. The transcript has a single exon. The record is from RefSeq and is a predicted model, not a curated record. Gene Ontology annotation, cellular component: plasma membrane. Gene Ontology annotation, molecular function: protein binding. Lineage: Eukaryota; Metazoa; Chordata; Actinopteri; Kurtiformes; Apogonidae. Bases 1 to 1734 code for a protein of 577 amino acids.
AUGCAAACCAUUGUGCUGUUGGUGUUGUGGGUACUGGGAACAUCAGUGGUGUUGCCCAACCCUGACCCAGCUGGAGACAGGGUGACUGAAGAGCCUAUCCCAUGCUCCAAGGGCUGCACCUGUCUGCACGAUGACUACACCUUGGAGCUCAACAUGUACUGCAGCGCUCGAAACUUUACCCAAGUCCCGCCCGACAUGCCGACGUCCACUCAUUCUCUAUGGCUAGAUGGAAAUUUAUUUACCACACUCCAAGCAACUUCCUUUAAGGAUCUAACCAACCUGGAUUUUCUGAACCUGCAAAGUGGCCAACUGGUGACGAUCGACCCCCAAGCUUUCAAAGGACUCAGGUCGUUGGCUCACAUUCACCUUGAGCGAAAUCGCCUCCGGGCGUUACCAGGUACAGUUUUCCAGAAUACACCCAACCUUGCCUCGCUAAGUCUGCACAACAACCAGCUCACUCGUAUUGAGGACAGACUGUUUGCUGGACUCUCACACAUGUGGCUUUUAAACUUAGGGUGGAACUCAAUAGCAGUCUUACCUGAAACAGCUUUCCAUGAUCUGCAUGGUCUACGAGAGCUUGUUCUUGCAGGGAACAGACUUCCUUACUUGCAGCCACAACUUUUCCAAAACCUUGUUGAGCUUAAAGAGUUAGAUCUAACUGGGAAUUUCCUCAAGGUGAUCAAAGCUAAUGUGUUUGUUAAACUCACUAAAUUGCAAAAGCUUUACCUAGCCCAGAAUCAGAUUGUAACAGUGGUGCCUAGAGCUUUUGCAGGCAUGAAGUCACUCAGAUGGCUAGAUCUCACAAAUAACAAACUGACUUCUCUUCAUGAAGACACUUUCUUUGGUCUGCACAGUCUUCAUGUGCUUCGUCUUUCUAACAACUCCAUCAAUGGAAUUAGGCCACGGACUUUCCGUGAUCUCCAGUAUCUAGAAGAGCUACGACUCAGUUACAACAAGAUACGAGCUUUGGGGGAGAGAAUCUUUGAAGGCCUUGGUCACUUGGAAGUCCUAGAACUAGAACACAACCAAGUCCAGGAGGCGCAAAUGGGCAGUUUCACAGGCCUCUCUCAUGUGGCUGUUAUCAACCUGUCUGGAAGCUGCUUCCAGAGUCUCCCAGACCAAGUUUUCAGAGGUCUGUCAAAGCUUCAUAGCCUUCAUCUGGAUAGAGGCUGUCUGACAAGGAUCACGUCUCAGGCCUUCACUGGACUGUCCAGUCUACGGCGGCUCUUUUUGCAGCACAACAACAUCUCCACAGUGGAGCGCCACAGUUUUGCAGACCUGGUCGGCCUUUUGGGACUAGACUUGAGUUUUAAUAAGCUGGAGGCACUUACAGCACCCUCAUUCACUGGCCUCAGGAAUUUGGAGUACUUGCUUCUCUCCAACAAUGAGUGUCGACAGUUCAUGCAAAAUGGCACAAAGCAGCUACUCCCAAAGCUGCGCUAUCUAGACCUCAGAGCAAACACCCUGACAAACUUGGUCCCUGAUUUUCCAGCAAAUAUGGAGAAACUUUUGCUCUCUGGCAAUCGGUGGAAAUGUGACUGCAGCGCCCUCCCUCUCAGAAACUACAGUUUGAGGCAUCCAAUGGUGAUUCCUCGGCGAGUUGAGACCCAUGCAGAGGGUGAGGAGCCUGACACUACCAUCACCAUAUAUAACAACAUUACAUGCACCACCCCACCACGUCUGGCUGGUCAGGACCUACGAGACAUUGACAGUGAACUCUUCCGAAGCUGCUAA